Molecule: messenger RNA, 1212 nt
Organism: Daldinia decipiens
Lineage: Eukaryota; Fungi; Ascomycota; Sordariomycetes; Xylariales; Hypoxylaceae
Product: Pre-rRNA-processing protein IPI1
Exons: 2
Coding region: 104-1153 (349 amino acids)
Biological process (GO): rRNA processing
Cellular component (GO): nucleus
Source: RefSeq, a predicted model, not a curated record
GUUCCGUUGCGAAGCUCAGUUUGAUGUAUAAUGGGAUAGUAUGGCCAAUUGGUCUGCUGAACCUAUCGCGCUAGUUCUUUCUCAUCCCAAUGACUGAUUCAAGAUGGGUUCUAGUACUAAGAAGAAGAAGGAAAAGAAGAAGGACUUCCAGAAGCCCAAGCUAAAAGUAGGGAAGCCCAAGGCGAAACCUUCUAACUUCACGGAUACCAGUUUUAGAUCCAAAGCUAUCGUCUUGCAGCAGCAACUUACUGAGGAUGCACCGGAUCCAUCCGAACGAUUCAAGCAUACCCUCUCUCUGACGAGCUCUCGCUCGGAUACUCAACGUCGAGAUGCGUUAUCAUACCUCGCGAGUCAGCUCUCGACGAAUCCGCCGAUAAAUCCAGUAGGCACGUCGACAUUACUACAGAAGCUUCUUCCCAUAAUGUCCGACUCCUCCGGACCUGUGCGCGGCCAGCUGCUGAAGCUACUACGAACUCUUCCCGCCGAUGAAGUUCGCCCUCAUGUCGAGAAGAUCAUGCUCUAUAUCCGAGGUACCAUGACCAACAUCUCGCAGGAGGUCAAGGAUGAUGGCCUGAAUUAUAUGGAAUGGCUACUUGAUGUUGCCGGCGAGGACGUUGUCUCAGGUGCUGGUUGUUGGGUUAAACCGCUUAGAGACUUCAUGUCGGUUCUAGGAUGGGCUGUUAAAUCCGUACCAGCCACAGCAUCGAAGAGCGGUUGGACUUCUGCUCCGAGGACGACUUUUGGUGCCAAAAAAUAUGGCCAGUCUUUCCCACGACAGAUGUUGGUGUUGUCUAAGUUUCUGGACAUGGGGUUCAAGCCUGGAAUGGCCACCUCCUGGACCCCGAACGAUUGGGUCAGCAAUAUAUGCUGCGUGCCGCAGACACCAGACCCACUGGGGUAUCUCGGCUUAUUUAAGCCCCCUAGAGAUGAGGAUAGCGAGCUCUAUCGAAACCGAGAAGAUAGACAAGAUAUCUUCCAGAAGAGAUUUAGAGCAGCUGUUGAGGCUGGUGUAGAUAUGGCUAAGAAGGAAGGUGGGACGGCUGGUAGAGCUGCGGCAACACUAGAUCAAGUGUUGAAGAAUGGUAUGGGUGACUACGAACAGACCUCACGAUUCAACGAUGACGAGCAUCUAUGGGAUGGUUAUAUCAUGUAAAUUAGGGAUUUAGGCGCUCUGAGGCAUACCUUUAAAUUUCCAACCUGUGCUGAAUGCAA